UUAAUGCUGCCUUCGCUGACGUCUGAGUCUCAAUUUGCCCAGUGCAUUUUUUUUUUUUUUUGCAAUGUGCAAAUUUUUCCCUUAGUGACUUUGCAAUGAGAAGAGCAAAUCUACAUCAUCAGCAGCAAUAACUAGGGAAUGCAGAUUUUUUUUCGACGUUUUCAUCUGUAACAAAAUCCUUAAAACACAAAACAGAUUGAGAAAGCGUUCCUCUCAGGAAGGAGGAGAACUGGAAUAAUGUAUCAUCUGCAGAUCUGGACUGAAAAUUGCAGCUGCACAUCUAAAUAAGAAAAAAAAGCUGCUGAUUUUUUUUUUAAUUUAUUCCAAAAUAUAUGUUUUUUAGAUUUUUGUAUGCAUUUCAUUUUAUUUUCCUCUUUGGGGAAAAUGACUACUCUUGGUAUCAUGUCUGAAGAAUGGUCCUGUGACUUGCAAGGAUUUGCUUAGUUGGAAAAUAUUUGUUACUUACCAGAUCAUCUGGUGGGGAUUUUUUUUCCCCGAUGCGAUAUUAUUAAUUUUAUUUCUGGCCUGUUUUUUUUUUUAUUUUAUUAUUUAUUUUUCGUGGAAAGGGAGAAAAAACGGUUUGUGGUCCAAAGAAGGUGGGAUUACUGAAAUUUAAAAGGAUUUGUGGAAAUGUUGGGUCUUCAGGAAGACAAAUUAUGUGGAAUUUUCUUUGCUUUGGCAGCUCUGUCGUUUGUCUGCUUUGCACAAAGCCCCUCCGGUGGGAAUAUAUCUGUAGUGAAAAAGACAGUGGACAACUUACUCAAGGGAUAUGACAUUCGUUUACGGCCAGAUUUUGGAGGUCCUCCAGUAACAGUGGGGAUGAGCAUCAACAUUGCCAGCAUCGAUGCAAUAUCUGAAGUAAACAUGGAUUACACGAUUACAAUGUAUUUCCAACAAAGCUGGAGAGACAAGCGCUUAGCAUAUACCGCACUUUCACUGAACCUUACAUUGGACAACCGUGUUGCUGAUCAACUGUGGCUCCCAGAUACCUACUUCCUAAAUGACAAAAAGUCAUUCCUUCAUGGAGUAACAGUGAAAAACAGAAUGAUUCGGCUUCAUCCGGAUGGAACUGUGUUAUAUGGGCUGAGAAUAACUACAACAGCAGCUUGCAUGAUGGAUCUGCGAAGAUAUCCAUUGGACCAGCAGAACUGCACCCUUGAAAUUGAAAGCUAUGGCUACACUACAGAUGACAUUGUAUUUUUCUGGCAAGGAGGGGAUAAUGCCGUGACUGGAGUUGACAAGUUGGAAUUACCUCAGUUUUCAAUUGUGGAAUUGCGGCUUGUGUCCAGAGAGGUGGCUUUUGCCACAGGUUCCUAUCCCAGGUUAUCCCUUAGUUUCAGGAUAAAGAGAAAUAUUGGUUACUUCAUUCUGCAGACUUAUAUGCCUUCUAUCCUGAUUACAAUCCUUUCCUGGGUUUCCUUCUGGAUUAAUUAUGAUGCCUCGGCUGCUCGUGUUGCACUUGGUGUUACUACGGUGCUCACGAUGACAACCAUCAACACCCACCUUCGGGAGACUCUCCCAAAGAUCCCCUAUGUGAAAGCCAUCGAUGUCUACCUCAUGGGCUGCUUUGUAUUUGUCUUCUUGGCCCUGCUUGAAUAUGCCUUUGUAAACUACGUUUUCUUUGGCCGGGGCCCCCAGCAGCAGAAAAAGGUGAACGAAAAACUCAGCAAAGCUAACAAUGAACGACCUCGUUACGAAGAGAAGCGACUCAGAGAACAGGAAACCAUUUCAGCGCAGUAUCAAACCAACACCAUCCGAUCAUUUUCACAGCGAAGAAAUCUGUAUCUUGAAGAACAAAGAAAAGUUGGGGUUGACCCCUAUGGGAAUAUUCUUCUCACUACCUUGGAAAUGAACAAUGAAGUGAUGCCUUCUGAAGUUGCGAGCAGUGUCAGUGAUUCAAGGAAUUCGGUCAUGUCUUUUGAUAGCUCAGGAGUCCAGUUCAGGAAGCAGAUGGCCUCACGGGAUGGAUUUGGGCAUGCCACUCUUGACCGCACUGCUGCCCGAAGUCGUGCCAAUUGCCGCCUACGAAGGCGAUCUUCAAAGCUGAAGCUAAAAAUCCCUAAUCUCACUGACGUCAGCAUCAUUGACAAGUGGUCCCGGAUCAUAUUUCCGAUAACCUUUGGAUUUUUCAAUUUAAUCUAUUGGUUAUACUAUGUGAAUUGAUGGGCAUCCCCCAGGAAACUUGGGCCAUAUUUUGAGAGCACAUAAAUCUGGCUUUGAUACUACUGAAGAUUAUUAAAAAUGUUAAAGACCUCACUGAUGUAAAAAGUAUUAAAAAGAAAAUGACUUGAAUGUUUAAAAGAAU
Polypterus senegalus (gray bichir) is the source of this 2305-nucleotide messenger RNA. RefSeq names its product gamma-aminobutyric acid type A receptor subunit beta4 (gene gabrb4). Gene Ontology annotation, cellular component: membrane; synapse; neuron projection. The coding region runs from base 631 to 2163 and encodes 510 amino acids. NCBI's taxonomy places the organism in Eukaryota, Metazoa, Chordata, Cladistia, Polypteriformes, Polypteridae. Gene Ontology annotation, biological process: chemical synaptic transmission; regulation of membrane potential; signal transduction. The record is from RefSeq and is a predicted model, not a curated record. Gene Ontology annotation, molecular function: neurotransmitter receptor activity; extracellular ligand-gated monoatomic ion channel activity; GABA-A receptor activity. The transcript is spliced from 10 exons.